CAGGACAGGACAGUCGGAGCUCCAGGUUCACUCUGCCGCAGACUCGGUAUCGCUCUCUUCAUACUUGUGGUGAUUUCGUGUAUACAAUCCGGGCUGUGAUGGAGCGCUGGCGGGGCAGAGUGGCUCUGGUGACCGGAGCGUCGGUCGGGAUCGGGGCGGCUGUAGCCGUAGAGCUGGUCCGGUGCGGCAUGAAAGUGGUGGGCUGCGCCAGAGACGUCGGGAAAAUACAGAAACUGGCAGCAGAGUGUCAGAGCGCCGGCCACCCCGGUGUUUUGGUGCCUUUCAAAUGCGACUUGACCAAAGAGGCAGAGAUUCUGUCCAUGUUUGCAGCCAUCAAACAGCAGCACAAAGGCGUGGACGUGUGCAUCAACAACGCUGGCUUGGGUCUCCCAGAGCUGCUGAUAAAUGGGAAAACCAACGGCUGGAAGACCAUGAUGGAUCUGAACGUUCUUGCAGUGAGUAUCUGCACACGUGAAGCGUAUCAGUCGAUGAAGGAGAGAAACGUGGACGAUGGGCACAUCAUAAACAUAAACAGCUUGUGCGGAUAUCAGGUCUUUCCCAUUCCUGAUCUGCAUUUCUACACCGCCACCAAGUAUGCUGUAACUGCUCUGACCGAGGCUCUGAGGCAGGAGCUGCGUGCAGAAAAAACUCACAUCAGAGCCACAAGCAUUUCUCCUGGUUUAGUGGAGACAGAAUUCGCUUCACGGCUCCACAGCGACAAUCCUGACAAAGCAGCUGGUAUAUAUGCUGCAUACAAGCCUCUGGAACCCAAAGACAUCGUCAGCGCUGUCACGUACGCGCUCAGUGCCCCUCCUCAUGUUCAGAUUCGAGACAUUCAGUUUGAAGCUGUGUAGCAGGUGUCAUGCAGUUUGUUACCCUGGCCAGUACAAAGAUUUGAUCAUCACUGUUUCUUGAUUCUUUUUGACAAGUUGAAUUGUGUGGCUGUGCCAUAUAAUGUACUCGCAAAUUCUACUUCUUUACUACAUUUAAAAAAGUGCUGAUUUAUACUGAAAAUUUUCCGUAA
Archocentrus centrarchus (flier cichlid) is the source of this 1024-nucleotide messenger RNA. RefSeq names its product dehydrogenase/reductase SDR family member 11-like. NCBI's taxonomy places the organism in Eukaryota, Metazoa, Chordata, Actinopteri, Cichliformes, Cichlidae. The record is from RefSeq and is a predicted model, not a curated record. Bases 99 to 854 code for a protein of 251 amino acids. The transcript has 7 exons.